Stereum hirsutum FP-91666 SS1 is the source of this 457-nucleotide messenger RNA. RefSeq lists its product as uncharacterized. The transcript is spliced from 5 exons. Bases 1 to 369 code for a protein of 122 amino acids. Lineage: Eukaryota; Fungi; Basidiomycota; Agaricomycetes; Russulales; Stereaceae. The record is from RefSeq and is a predicted model, not a curated record.
AUGGGUCGUCUUCGUCGCUCAAGAGCACAUCACGCACGACGAGACGUUCAUCGUGCUUCAAGAACAAGAGUCCGGACAAAGGAUUUGGACCAGAUUCAGCUCAUCGAUCUCGACCCAAAGAACCGUGCAAAGCUCGAAGCACAACCCAUUGACUAUGAGCUCCCCGGCCUUGGGCAGCAUUACUGCGUCGAAUGUGCAAAACACUAUGAGACCGACGCUGCACUUCAGUCGCACUGGAGGAGUAAAGUUCACAAAAGACGCUGCAAAGCUCUGAAAGAGCCGGCGUACACGAUUGAAGAGUCCGAGAGGGCCGCUGGUCUAGGCAAGGACAAUGGGAGACCUAGUGCCAGUGUGAUGGAGACUUCGUGAUUGGGCCAUUCCAUGUUUGCUUUCGUUUUUUCUUUGUAUCUUGGCUGGCUGUAGGAGUAUGUGGGUAAUUUAUUCGCGUGAUCUUUAC